This is a messenger RNA of Schistosoma rodhaini, 1017 nucleotides long. The record is from the annotation of a GenBank genome assembly. Lineage: Eukaryota; Metazoa; Platyhelminthes; Trematoda; Strigeidida; Schistosomatidae.
AAAUUGUUUAACCGAGUUUUUGAACAAAACGCUACACCGUCAGGGUUGUAUGGUUUUGUAUCCUUUCAGCAUAAUUUGAUAAUUUUUUGUACACAGUUCUUACCACGUGUAUAUGCAGUCACAAAAAUUCAAAUUCUGAAUGAUUGGAUGCAACAAGUAAAUUGCUUAGCGCCCGAAUCACUUUGUUUGUGUGACUGUUGACAUCUUACACUUUGUCGACCACUGAUGCUAGCUCAAACCAGCCUCCAGCUAAUAAAAGAAUUAAAGCGCUCCCAACAAAGCAAAUUACCUCCUUAUGGUGAAGAUAAGAUCCGAAUAUGCUUGGAAGAAAUGCGAGUAUUAUAUGAUGCAAAUCAUCGUGAUGUAGCCCUUGUAUCUAACUCUUCGUCUGGGCCAUCAUCAUCAUAUGAAACAGAUGAUCAUAGUAAUAAAAUUCAAUCUGUUUUAGUCAGACAUGCUAUCUUGGAACGUAAUAAACGUUGUCUCCUUGCCUAUCACCAUGCUAGAUUAAUGCGAAUCAAAGAACUACGGUGGGAAUAUGGUAUUAUUCUACCUAAAGAUAUUCGUGAUAGUUUAUCGGAAGCAGAACAAGCAUGGUUUAAACACUAUUGUAGUUGUUUAGCGAAUUUCAUGCAAGCUGAUGGAUCAGAACGUGGAGGCGGUGGAAUGUUAGAUUUAACACAAUAUCGUACACCACCAAAAUCAUUAUUCCUGGAAGUUCGAUGUCUUCAAGAUUUUGGUGAAUUCGAAACAGAAGAUGGCAGUAUCUUACAUUUAACAAAAGGUAGUCAUCAUUUAAUGCAUCGAACUGAUUGUGAGGCUUUAAUUCGUCAAGGUAUUCUUGAACAUAUAACAGAAUGAAAUUAAACUGUCAUGUGUAAUUAUUAUCAUGUCCUAAAAAGAGAAUUAUACUGUACAUAUUUAGAUUUAUCAUGUUAUUAUUUUCAUGCAGAAGAUUUUAGACAAUGGGACAUCUAGGAAUGCAUUUGCUGUUAGCCCCCAAAUGCCCUGGUACGG